Molecule: messenger RNA, 1255 nt
Organism: Pyrus x bretschneideri (Chinese white pear)
Lineage: Eukaryota; Viridiplantae; Streptophyta; Magnoliopsida; Rosales; Rosaceae
Product: protein ANTHESIS POMOTING FACTOR 1
Exons: 10
Coding region: 83-1099 (338 amino acids)
Cellular component (GO): Set1C/COMPASS complex
Molecular function (GO): protein binding; chromatin binding
Source: RefSeq, a predicted model, not a curated record
GUGCAAACGAACUCUCUCCCUUCUGUCUUCCCUUGGUAAAUUUAGUGGCUCAAGUGAGACUCCAUAGCCUGCAAUCGCAAGGAUGAAGACGUCGAUGACAGAGCUCGACGACGAAACGGUGCGCAGCAUGGCCAUUGGCGCCGUUUUCUCGGACUUCGGUGGGAAGAUAAAUUCGCUUGAUUUUCAUCGAAAGGACGAUUUACUAGUUACUGCUAGCGAGGAUGAUUCUGUUCGACUCUAUGACAUUGCAACUGCUAAGUUGAUAAAGACUACAUUUCAUAAGAAACAUGGUGCAGAUCGUAUAUGCUUUACCCAUCACCCAAGUUCUGUUAUAUGCUCUUCAAAACACAAUCUGGAUACCACCGGAGAAUCGCUGCGGUAUCUGUCGAUGUAUGAUAAUCGAUGCCUUCGCUAUUUCAAAGGACAUAAAGAGAGGAUUGUCUCCCUCUGUAUGUCUCCGGUGAAUGAUAGCUUCAUGUCUGGUUCAUUGGACCACACCGUCAGAAUAUGGGAUCUCCGUGUAAAUGCCUGCCAGGGAAUUUUACAUAUGCGUGGUAGACCUACAGUUGCCUAUGAUCAGCAAGGUCUUGUUUUUGCCGUGGCAAUGGAAGGGGGUGCGAUUAAAUUGUUUGACUCACGCUCCUAUGACAAGGGUCCAUUUGACACCUUUUUAGUUGGUGGAGAUACUGCUGAAGUUUGUGAUAUCAAAUUUAGCAACGAUGGCAAAUCAAUGUUAUUGACAACCACAAACAACAAUAUCUAUGUUCUUGAUGCAUAUGGAGGGGAGAAGCGUUGUGGGUACAGUGUGGAACCCUCUCCAAAUGUAAUUAUCGAGGCAACUUUUACCCCAGAUGGCCAGUAUGUGGUGUCAGGCUCUGGAGAUGGAAAUUUGCACGCCUGGAGCAUCAACAACCGAAACGAGGUGGCAUGCUGGGACAGUCACAUCGGAGUUCCGUCAUGCUUGAAGUGGGCUCCUCGCAGAGCCAUGUUUGCCGCCGCAUCAAGCGUUCUCACGUUUUGGAUACCUAAUGAAGCAAACGAGCCUACUCACAUGGAGACCGAAGCUGGUGCUGCCGAUCCCGAGCAUCCUUCCCAGUGAAACCCUUUGGUUUGCCAUAUCACCGGGGCCGAUCCGAUAAAUUCUCAAAUUUUGUAUUGUUUUGUAGGAUAAGAGUACAGUCUAGCAUGUUGUAAUGAGUUUAAACUUUAUGUGACGUUAGUACAUUACCAAUAAAACUUCUUAAUUGUGGUUCCA